CGGCCCUCCCUGCAUUUUUGCCCUCCCCUCCCUCCCAGCCUCUCUCUCGCUCCCUCUCUCCCCUCCGAGCUCCCGGCUGCCCGCGGCUCGCUCGCGCUCUCCGGUCUCCGGUCGGCUCCGGGCGAUGCGAGCGCUGCGAGCCGGCGCCGCCGCCUCCCGCUAGAGACCUGUCCCCCGGGCCGGCCCCCGGCCCAGCCCUGCCCAGCGCGCGGGGGUCGGCGAAGGCGCCGCGGACGCACCGACGGCUGAGGAUCGGCGAUGCACAUGCACUAGCAGCACCCCCUAACUCACUCCCUCCACGCGCCGCCGCCGCCGCCUCCUCCUCCGGCAGCAGCGGCAGAAGGACCCACCCUGCCCCCCACCCCACCCUCCGCCGGCUCCGGCUGCGGCUCCUGCCUCGACUAUUAUUUUAUUUAUUUUGGGUUGUGCACCAGCCUCCGUGCCUGCAGCCCGCGCCUCCUCGGACCGCGGGCUCCUCCUGCCUCGGCGCCCGAGCCCCAGACCCCGGCCACCCUCGCCUCGACACCCCCAGAGCCCCGCCAGCUGCCGCGAGUCUCCGCUGCUAGAAUCUUGUGAGCGGCUGUCAUUUGGGGGGGCUCUGGUUUCCCGACAUUUUUGUUUUCAGCCAAAGGGAGGAGGAUAGCGAGAUUUUUUGUCCCCCUUUGAGCCCAGGCUCUGCUCUCUGGGGGGGUGGGGGGCGCGCCGAGCCGGGGAGCCGUGCCAGCCGAGUCGUGCGGGCUGUGGCAGGGAAGGGGCCGCCAUGGGAUGUACUCUGAGCGCCGAGGAGAGAGCCGCCCUCGAGCGGAGCAAGGCGAUUGAGAAAAACCUCAAAGAGGAUGGCAUCAGCGCCGCCAAAGACGUGAAAUUACUCCUGCUGGGGGCUGGAGAAUCAGGAAAAAGCACCAUUGUGAAGCAGAUGAAGAUCAUCCACGAAGAUGGCUUCUCGGGAGAAGACGUGAAGCAGUACAAGCCUGUCGUCUACAGCAACACCAUCCAGUCCCUGGCAGCCAUCGUCCGGGCCAUGGACACUUUGGGCAUCGAAUACGGUGACAAGGAGAGAAAGGCUGACGCCAAGAUGGUGUGCGACGUGGUGAGUCGGAUGGAGGACACCGAGCCCUUCUCUCCGGAGCUGCUGUCCGCCAUGGUGCGCCUCUGGGGCGACUCGGGGAUCCAGGAGUGCUUCAACCGCUCUCGGGAGUAUCAGCUCAACGACUCUGCCAAAUACUACCUGGACAGCCUGGAUCGGAUCGGGGCCAGCGACUACCAGCCCACCGAGCAAGACAUCCUCCGAACCAGGGUCAAAACCACCGGCAUCGUAGAAACCCACUUCACAUUCAAGAACCUUCACUUCAGGCUGUUUGACGUCGGGGGCCAACGGUCUGAACGCAAGAAGUGGAUCCACUGCUUCGAGGACGUCACGGCCAUCAUCUUCUGUGUCGCGCUCAGCGGCUAUGACCAGGUGCUCCACGAAGACGAGACCACGAACCGCAUGCAUGAGUCCCUGAAGCUCUUCGACAGUAUCUGCAACAACAAGUGGUUCACGGACACGUCCAUCAUCCUGUUUCUCAACAAGAAGGACCUGUUCGAGGAGAAGAUCAAGAAGUCCCCGCUGACCAUUUGCUUCCCCGAAUACACAGGCCCCAGCGCCUUCACGGAAGCCGUGGCCUACAUCCAGGCCCAGUACGAGAGCAAGAACAAGUCAGCCCACAAGGAGAUCUACACCCACAUCACCUGCGCCACCGACACCAACAACAUCCAGUUUGUCUUUGACGCCGUGACGGACGUCAUCAUCGCCAAAAACCUGCGGGGCUGUGGCCUCUACUGAGCCCCGGCCUGGCCUCCCGCCCGCCACCCCACCCGGCCCGUGCCCCCCACCCCCGGGAACCAGAGCUCAGGCCUCUCAGACUCUGCACCAGCAAGCCCGGCGGCUGGCACCGAAGGGGGAGGGACCACCCACGGCCGCCCGGACAUCAGAGCACAUGGUGACACGGGCUGGGCAGGGUCCGAGUACCCGCGACAUGCCUGGGGCGGGCCACCCCUGCCUGCCUGCCUGCAGCUCCCUUGCCAAGUGCUUUUUCCUCAGGAGGGAGCCAGGGCCGCCGUCGGGGCCCCGGUUGGGCAACCCCUGCACAUGGUGACUCAGACUGGAAGUGCCAGGGUUGUGCAGGUGGCAGGGGCAGCUGUGGGGCGGGGCGCUGGAAGGGGAGGGGCAGUGGGAACCAUCGCUCAUCUUUUCCUGGGGUCUUUCUAGUCCGGGCAGCUCCGUCAUCAAAAGCCAGGCCGGGACCGGGCCUGCUGUGCGUGGGUCCGAGGGCUCAGGCCUGGGUGAGCGCCUCCUCCUCCCCCCGCCCCCCUUGGAUCUCAGCCCUGGGGUGCAAGCCCUUCCUUCUCCGGGCCCUCCUUCCAUGCACACCCUUGGGGAGCCCUCAUCCGGGACUCCUCGUGGGUCUGGAAAAGGUUCUGGUUCUGAGACUGACUGACUGCAAAGGCAUGUGGUGGACGGUGGGAGGGCUGGAGUCCCGCGGUGCCUGGACAGCGGCCAGGGAAGAGGUGGGCGGUGGGGAUGCCGAGGGGAGGUAGCGCGUGUCGACGGCGAUGGGGCCUCACGCCCGUCCUUGCAGGCCCGGGUGACCCAUCGCCUUCCCCGUCCCCGCGUCUCAGGCGGCUGCUCCGGGUGUUCGUAGCUGUGCUUUUCCUUCUGAAGUUACAGCGAAUUCGACUCAAGCCGGCAGGGGCUGGGUGGAGGCUGUGCAGGGUGGAGACGGGAGGGGGUGGACCCAGCCCCUGAGGCCAGUCCCCAGCUUCCCUCCCUCUUGGUGUCCCGCCAGCCCCUGGGGCAGAGGAGGGCAGGUGUCGGGACCGCCACCCUGCAGUGUGCACUGGCAGGGGCCCAGGCUGGCUCUCCCAUCUAUCUCCUCCCCCAAGAGAGUCCCCGGACCUCUGGAGGGGCUUCGGUAGGCAUGGGUGGGGAACCUCCGGCGACCCAGGCCUGGGCUGGCCUCCGGAAUCGGCACUUCAGUUGGCUGAUGCCAGCGGCCCGCAGCCCAGGCAGCCCCUGUGUGCCCAUGGGAAGAGCGCCUUGAGAGGGUUCCGGCUCCCUCCUCGAGCCUCUGCCCUUCCAGCCACCCCGGGACCCCCAGGGUUGCCCCCUGACUGCCAGCAGCUCUGGGCAGGCCCCCGGUUCUGGGUGGUGCCUGGCAGAUGCACAGCGCCGUCCCUCGUGCCAAGUGCCUGCAGGAACGGGGGCCCUGGCUGAGCCCAUCCCUGGCUCGGCUCUCUCGCUGUCGCCCAGUUUUCUGGGAAAUCCCAGGGCAGCCGGCCUGCAGGAGCCACCUCCCACCCAAGUCCACCGGGUGUCCUUCCCCUCGUGCUGCUCCUGCACAGCCGCCGGGGCCGGGCAGAGGACAGGCCCCUGGAGCCAAAGACUCAAUGUCCCGUCACAGGCUACCAGGCCAGUGAAGCCAUUUUGCCCAACAUGAAAGACACAUAGUUAUUUCCCGACAUCGUCACCCUGGGUGCGGCCAGCUGUGCCCCUACCUCUGCCCUGGGACCCCAGACUCAAAAGCAAUCGACAAAAAGGGGGAUGCUGGCCGAGCCCCACCAUCGUCCCAGAGGUGGAAGUCACCGGCUCUCCAGGCCCAGGGCUCCCCUCCCGGCCGCCCCCUCGCAGCACAGCGGUCAGAGCCCUCCCGUCCCCGCCCUCCCCGGCGGCAGCAUCAGGAGGAGCUGGUCGCCUGGGCCUUCAUUCAUGGCCUUCAUCCCAGGCUGCCUUUCCCUCCCGGAUGUGCUGCUCCAUGGCUUGCGUGCUCUGACCCUCCGGGCCUGACCAGGGUGUCCUUGUCUGUGCAGGGCAAGUCCUGGAGGGGAGGGUGUCCGGGGCGAAAUCCCCUCGCUGUCCUCCGCGUCGCCGGGUUGUCACCGACGGCCCGUAACAGCUGGAGGUGACCUGAGUGUUGGCUCCGUCGCCGGGGGAGGGGGAGAUGUUGUGAGUGACGUGCUGUGGGUGGUCCUGUGCUUAGUCCUGUACAGAGAACUGCGAGGUCCCUGAGGCUGUCUGGCCUGGCGGAGGGGCAGGUGGCCCUGCGGAGCCUGUGGACUGUGGUCUGAGGAUGGGUGGGCUCUGCCCCCGCCCUGAGCAGAGAGCACCGCUCUGGGUGCCGCUGUGGGAUGGUGGUCAGGCUCCCCGACCCCCAGUGCGGCCGGGGGGGCCUUCCCUUCGGGGGGCCCUCCCUCCGGGGGGUCCUGGGGCUCCAGGCAGGUCCCACCCCAGCAGAUGAAGGCCCUUGUCAGCAGAAGCAGGAAGCACCCUCCUUCCCCCCACCCACCCCCAAGUCCUAGAUCCAUGGCCCUCUUGGUCAGAGGGUCCCUCUGGAAGGAAAGGUUUCACCCCCCACCCCAUGCACUGAGACCACCAGGGCGAGGACACCCCUUGCUCAGCAGCUCCACACACCUCUGCUCCUGUAGCCCCUUCUCCCACCCCACCCCCAAUCCCCACUGCCUCC
This is a messenger RNA of Myotis myotis, 4502 nucleotides long. RefSeq names its product G protein subunit alpha o1 (gene GNAO1). The transcript has 8 exons. Gene Ontology annotation, biological process: adenylate cyclase-modulating G protein-coupled receptor signaling pathway; G protein-coupled dopamine receptor signaling pathway. Gene Ontology annotation, cellular component: heterotrimeric G-protein complex. NCBI's taxonomy places the organism in Eukaryota, Metazoa, Chordata, Mammalia, Chiroptera, Vespertilionidae. The record is from RefSeq and is a predicted model, not a curated record. The coding region runs from base 761 to 1825 and encodes 354 amino acids. Gene Ontology annotation, molecular function: GTPase activity; G-protein beta/gamma-subunit complex binding; G protein-coupled serotonin receptor binding.